AUGUCAUCAAUUACUACUUCAAUCUUCAAGGUAACAGCUGAAAUCCAAAGUUUUGGGGGAAAGCUAGUCAAACUUCAACACAAGUCCGAUGAGACGAAGACUGACAUGGAUGUGAACGUCUACCUUCCAGCUCAAUUCUUUGCCAAUGGAGCCAAGGGAAAAUCAUUACCAGUUCUACUUUAUUUGAGUGGUCUGACUUGCACUCCCAACAAUGCCUCAGAGAAGGCAUUUUGGCAACCAUAUGCAAAUAAGUACGGUUUUGCUGUGGUUUUCCCGGAUACUUCACCCAGAGGGCUCAACAUCGAAGGAGAGCACGACUCUUAUGAUUUUGGAUCCGGUGCCGGGUUCUACGUGGAUGCCACUACUGAGAAAUGGAAGGAUAAUUAUAGAAUGUACAGUUAUGUUAACUCGGAAUUGCUACCCAAAUUGCAGGCUGACUUCCCAAUUCUAAACUUUGACAAUAUUUCAAUCACGGGCCACUCCAUGGGAGGUUACGGAGCUUUACAGUUAUUCUUGAGAAACCCGGGAAAAUUCAAGUCGGUUUCCGCAUUUUCUCCAAUCUCCAACCCCACUAAAGCCCCAUGGGGUGAGAAGUGCUUCUCUGGAUACCUGGGACAGGACAAGUCCACUUGGACUCAGUACGACCCAACCGAAUUGAUUGGAAAAUACCAAGGCCCCUCAGAUUCCAGCAUUUUGAUUCACGUUGGAAAGAGUGAUUCGUUCUACUUCAAGGACCACCAGCUGCUACCUGAGAACUUCUUGAAGGCUUCAGAGAACUCUGUGUUCAAGGGAAAAGUGGACUUGAACUUGGUAGAUGGCUAUGACCAUUCUUACUACUUUAUCUCUUCAUUCACAGACGUUCAUGCUGCUCACCAUGCAAAGUAUUUGGGGUUAAACUAG
This is a messenger RNA of Komagataella phaffii GS115, 900 nucleotides long. RefSeq names its product Non-essential intracellular esterase that can function as an S-formylglutathione hydrolase. Bases 1 to 900 code for a protein of 299 amino acids. Gene Ontology annotation, biological process: formaldehyde catabolic process. Gene Ontology annotation, cellular component: cytosol. The record is from RefSeq and is a predicted model, not a curated record. The transcript has a single exon. NCBI's taxonomy places the organism in Eukaryota, Fungi, Ascomycota, Pichiomycetes, Pichiales, Pichiaceae. Gene Ontology annotation, molecular function: S-formylglutathione hydrolase activity.